Molecule: messenger RNA, 1094 nt
Organism: Lucilia sericata (common green bottle fly)
Lineage: Eukaryota; Metazoa; Arthropoda; Insecta; Diptera; Calliphoridae
Product: ryncolin-4-like
Exons: 6
Coding region: 43-990 (315 amino acids)
Source: RefSeq, a predicted model, not a curated record
CUUGAAUUCAAAGUGUUUGGUUAGUUUUAAUAAUCUACCAAUAUGUUUACGCAUAAUUAUAAAAAGUUCUCAUAUUUAUUGUGUGUAAUAGUGAUAAUCAUAAAAUUUCGCAAUAUUUCGGCUGAACUUGAAGAGUGUAAUAAAAUUAUUAUAGAAGGAGGAUCACAAGCGCUUCAAAGAAUAUUCGCUGAUUUCAGUGAAAUGAAAAUAGCCAUUAAUAAUUUAAAAUCAAGUAUUCAGGAAUGUCGGGGAGAUAAUGAAACCAAAACAAGAGAGCUACCCCAAUUGGAUAUCUACGUUACGGAUAGUUUGCCCCAGAAAUGUGUCAAGGAAACUUUACCGAAAGAUUGUGCCGCUGCAACGGCAUGUACGCAGCGCAGUGGUAUUUACAAAAUCCAAAUAGAUAAGUACAGUUUUGAACCAUUUUAUGUGGAAUGCGACGCCGAUACCGAAAAUGGCGAUUGGCUUUUGAUACAAAGACGCCAUGAUGGCUCUGUCGAUUUCUCUCGCAACUGGGAAGAGUACGAAAAAGGUUUCGGUGAUGUCGAUGGUGAAUUUUUUAUCGGAUUGAAAAAACUUUACGCUCUAACAAACUACAAUGGACCACAAGAGUUAUUGAUUCUAAUGGAAGAUGCAAAUUCUACUGCCGCAUAUGCCAAAUAUGAUACAUUCGCCAUUGGAAAUGAUACAGAGAUGUAUAAACUAAAGAAAUUGGGAAAAUUUACAGGCUCAGCAGGUGAUUCAUUGAAGAUUCACUUGGGUAUGAAAUUCACAACAAAAGAUCGUGAUAAUGAUAUUCAUGCUACUUUAAAUUGUGCUGCGCAUUUUACGGGGGCAUGGUGGCAUGCGGGAUGUCAUCAUAGUAAUCUUAAUGGCAAAUAUGGCGAUAAUACAUUCGGAAAAGGUAUCAAUUGGAAGUCUUAUCGGGGUCAUAAUGCUUCGCUUAAGUAUGUAAAAAUUAUGAUACGUCGACGUAGGAGUUCAUCAUAAAAUGUUUUUAAUUGUUUAGAGUUUAUGUUUUAAUAAAAUUAUACAUAUAUUAUUUAUUGGAAUAGUAGGAUGUUUGUGUUCUUAAUAAAAUCUGACAAAUACAA